AUGCCACAUUUGAAAGUGUUGUGCCUACAUGGAUACAGGCAAAACUCGGGUGUUUUUCGCGAAAAAACAGGCGGAUUAAGAAAAUCGCUAAAAAAGUUCUGUGAAUUUAAAUUUAUGUCUGCCCCAAAUGUUAUCGAAUGCUCCUCGAACGCUUGUGCCUGGUGGUUUUCUAAACCUGCGGAAUUUUUAGCACAAGAAAGUAGUACGUAUGAUGCUGGCUUUCUUGAAUCCCUAUUGGCUGUCAAAAAAUACAUUAAAGAAGAGGGUCCAUUCGAUGGGAUACUUGGUUUCAGCCAAGGUGCAGCAUUCCUACUUCUGCUACAAAUUAUGAUGGAGCAUAAAUUAAGUGAUUUCACAGAUUACGAUGUGGAACCGAUCAAAUUCACAAUAUUGGUUGCACCUUUUAUCAGUCGUUGUUUGCUUCAUCAAGCUAUUUAUGUUCACAAAACAUCGAUACCGAGCUUAGUCAUCUAUGGCGAAACAGAUUCUGUUAUCCCCCGAGAAAUGUCUGAGGAAGUACUGGAUGUAUUCUUAUCUGAACCAAAGGUAUUUGUACAUGACGGUGGUCAUUACAUUCCUACACACGCUGAUGCAAAGAAAAUAUAUACUGAUAUUGUUUCGAAAUUUAUCGAAAAGUAG
Messenger RNA from Schistosoma mattheei, 639 nucleotides. The record is from the annotation of a GenBank genome assembly. NCBI's taxonomy places the organism in Eukaryota, Metazoa, Platyhelminthes, Trematoda, Strigeidida, Schistosomatidae.